This is a messenger RNA of Oncorhynchus masou masou (cherry salmon), 4066 nucleotides long. RefSeq lists its product as uncharacterized. The transcript is spliced from 8 exons. The record is from RefSeq and is a predicted model, not a curated record. Lineage: Eukaryota; Metazoa; Chordata; Actinopteri; Salmoniformes; Salmonidae. The annotation marks the transcript as partial.
UACAAAAAACGGAAACGGAGCUAAUACACCAGUAUUUAUUGUUUCGAGUGGUCUUUUUAGUGGUAUGGGGAUCCAGUAUUGCGUCGCUGAUUGCAUUGAUUGACAGAUCUUCCCUGAAGUUGUUUUAUUACGUCAAAGUGCAUUCACAUUAUGACGUUGGCUGAGUUACCGUAUAAAAUGCGGUAGUUUAUUUCUUUGGUAAUCACUUGGUAAAGUUUUACAUGAUGGGAACAUAGGCUCCAGCCAUAGACUUUAACCAUGGAGGAUAAUAAGAGUUUAAACGAAGAUGAUCCACAUGAUCAUCAACGUUUGGAAGGUCAAGUCCAGAAAAUGAAGAAUGAUAUCCUGGGUUUAAACUAUCCAGAAGAUAGUGAAGUGAAGGAUCCCCUGCCUCAGAUCGAGCUCAAGGCUGUGACAAGGAGAAAAGUUAAGACCAAGAGGAAGACCAGUGCCAACAGGUCCACAGUUGAACAGAGCACUGAUACUGAUGCAGCUGAGAGAGAUUUUGUUGAUAAUCAGAAUGAUGAAGAAGAGGAUGAGGUGAAGAAGGAUCCUCUGCCUCAGAUGGAGCAGGAUGCCGUGAAGAGAAAUAAAGUCAAGACCAAGAGGACCAAGAGAAACAAAGUGGAGCAGAUCACUGAUACAGAUGCAGUUCAGGGGACAUCUCACCAGGGACAAUCUAAUGAAAAGAUCCUAAGUGAGUGUGUCUCCAGGGCCUGUCAGACCAGGGCUCUUGACCUCCCGCCAAUCGAUCCGGAUGCUUUCAACCCGAUUAUCAUCCGGUUUCUGGAAAAACUUACUGAAGAGCAAUGGAGGCAGUUAAGCAUUGGCAGGAUGGACCCUGUGAUGAGGGCAUUGCUUGCAGAGAUGUGCCUGCAGAUUGUGCGGUUUGUAUCUGAGGCCAUCCUGGAGGUCAUCAUCCCUGCAAUUUUCCGUUUUGUACGGAUAUACAGCCAUGUGUCUCCAGUAUCCGGCAAGUCUCUGACAGAAUCAGAGAGAUCCUCUAGCACAAACCUGAAGGUUCGCAAGAGAGGCAGCAGCAAAUCCUCAAGGUCUUGCACGGCCAAAUCAAGCUCCUCUCGUAAUGGGUCUCAGACAGUGUUGCCAAAUACUCAGGGAGAUGGUGAGUCUAUUUCAUCUGAGCCACUCAGUGACUUUUUUGGGAUCACUGAGGACAGUCUCCUCACUGGUGUCCAGGAUUCCUUCAAAAAGUCACUGAACAAUGUCCUCUGUAUCCAAAGAGAGGGCCAGGUAGACACUCAAAGUCUAUCCCGGGUUAUUGUUGGAGAAGUGUCAAAGAAGGUCAAUUCCAUAAUCUCUGUGGCCAUCCAAACUCCCAUCUCUGGGCGAAUGUCCCCUGUCAUUUUUGCCAGUGGUGGUGUCUCCAGCACCAAGGUGGUUGAGGAGAUGGUGUCUGGCAUUUCCAACAUACUUCAGAUGUACAUUAAUGGGAAGAGUGUUGAGCAGAGUGUUGUUCUCAUAGAGGAUGGUGUUGAGGUGGAUAUGACACAUUUAACAGGACAGGUCAUGACAGCCCUCAGUGGCACUGUUUUGAACUUCAGCAACAAGGAGGAAAAUGAACCCGACAAGAGGGAACUGCUUUGUGUUGUUGCUGACCACAUGAAGAUGCUUGAAGCUUGUAAAAGUCCCGAGGAGAUGCUAAAACAAGGAGAGAGCAACCUAAAUAUCAAAGGUGCCAAAUCUAGUCUUCGUCUGUCAACACAAAGUAUGGACAGACUACUCACUGAGGAGUUUCAGACCAAGGCCAUUGAAUCGAUCCGGGAGAUCGUUAAAAGAUUCAGGGGUUGUACAUCAUGUUGUUCUGGCACUACAUCAUCUAGUCCAACUCCUAGGAUAGGUGAGAUCAGAGACCUUAUGAUUGACCCUGAGGCUUCUGAGUUGGUAAGUACCUUUGUUUCAGACAUGGACAAUCUUACCCAGUCUAUCAAGGCAUCCUGCUCCCCUGCACAGCGUGAGCAGAUCCUUCUUGAAAACCAUCAAAGUAAGAUCUGGUCUUACACUGUUGGUUGUUACUAUGACAUGAAAAAUACGCUGAAGAGGCUUCUUACCUGUCCAGAAAAAAGGGAUCUCGCAAGUACAUUUGUGGAGAGCACAAAAUAUUCUUUCACAAUGGUUCCAACUUUGUGCCUGGACGUCGGUCAUUCCAGUAAUGGUGAGGCUGACACAUCAGACUCCAUUUUUUGUAAACCACUUUUAAUAACCCCCUCAUCUAUGAAUGAACAAAAAGGACAAAGUGAGACCCCAAAACCUCUCUUGGCUCUCAAAAAGUAUUUGCAAGACCAAGUCCUCCUUGACACCACAAAAGCGAUUGCCAGCCAGGUUCUAGUCUUGUAUAAGACUGAGGUGAUGGAGAAGUUCUCAUCUUCUGUUGGAGAGUGUGAUUCUGAAGAGUCUCUGGAGGCCAUUCUAUUUGUGGAUGGCAUCAUGUCUGACUUGAAUGAUUUCACCAGUUCUUGUUCCGCCUCACCAUCUGAGUUGUUAGACAGUGAACAAUGUCUCUCCCAUCUCACUUUUCCACUUGGUCUGCAGGACAGCACCACCAACAGUGAAUCUACCCAGAGUCUUCCAGUUAUAAAUAUGACGAAACUCUCCAGUGUGUCUUUCCAGACAAAGGCUAGAAAGGCAGUGAGUGAAGCUCUGAGAUCUGUCAACCCCUUUACAAACAGCUUACUGGGAGACUCUGAAGCAUCUAAAUUACUGGACACUUUUGUAACAGAUGUGGAGACUAUUGUUCAGUCCAUGCAGGCACAUGAAUCUGAAAUUCUCAGAAUUUCAAAAGUGAGCACCCUUUCUGCUGCUCGUAUUAUAUAUCAUAGAUUUCGAGAAAUGCUGAGGCGUUUUCUCACUUCCUGCCAAGACUCUGUAAAGGUCAUCGGUGGUGUUACACCAAUACAUGAUGAGACUCUCAAACAGGCUCCUAGUGAAAGUUUAGAUUCUCAGGUGACUUGUAAUAGGGAUUCUCUUGAAAUCCAAGCGGACCUUCAAACCUGUACCAAGGAGGUCAUUAGUCAGAUCCUCACUGUGUAUCACUCUGAGGAAUCCAUGGAGGAAUGCCUCUCUAGCCUAAAAGGAGAUAAAGAAGACCUGUCCAAGCUUUUGGAUGCCGUUGUUUCUCAGAUUGACGUCCUUGCCGCCUCCAAAUCAUAUUUAUCUGUUGAUGACUAUGCUGUCAAUACACAGGACAAUUUGCAUGGUGAGAUCAACAAUGAUGAGGAGGAGGCAUCCUCUAGAAGUCUUAAAUCCACAGCCUUUGACAAACUAUGUACUGAUGCAUUUCAAACUAAAGCCUCACAUAUGGCUGGUGGGAUCCUUCAAUCAGGGUUAAUUGGUAUUGUAAAUACCAGCCUUGAUGGUAGAAGUGCAGACAUUUGUGCAGAGUCCAGUAAUGAUGGUGAUGAUAGAGAUGUCAAAAUCCUUCAGAAGAGUGGAACUCCAUCUUUAUUCACCUCUUCUCUGCACACCAAUUCUGCAGCAUCCAACAUCGUCAGAAGCAUCACUAAAGACGUUAGUAGCUUCACCCAGAUGACUAAAAUGUCUGAUGCUUCAGUGUCUGGCCAGUUAGAGAGAUCCCUGUCAGCUUCAACCCUUCCUGUCAGUGUUCACAACGGGGCCAAUGUGAAAGGAAAGAUCAUUUGGCCAGGCACUGUUAACCUGUUCAACAAUGUGUUCACCAAGGUCAAGGAUUUUUUUGCCCAGCAACAACCGGUCCUCCUAGACAAUGUGGUUGAGGCCCCCAAACAUGCCGAAUCCAUAUGCAGAACAGCUACUUCUACAAAAAUGACUUACAGUGAACAUGAAGGCAGCCAGACCAGCAUGGUAAAUUAUUCCAAAGCCUUAAUUAGUCAGACUCUGAUGACAAUCCAGAGGAGAGUGUCUAUGUCAGAGAGGAUGAGCACUUCAGAGAAAGGCCUCUUGACUCGUUCCAUCGUGGGCUCCAUGUUGGAGGAUGUUGACAUGGUGAGAACUGAUAGACACGAGAUACACCGGCCAUCCUCCUCAAAGUCCUCCCUGUCCAUCACCUCUGCCAUGACCAGAGGGUCCCAGA